Molecule: messenger RNA, 336 nt
Organism: Adineta ricciae
Lineage: Eukaryota; Metazoa; Rotifera; Eurotatoria; Adinetida; Adinetidae
Source: the annotation of a GenBank genome assembly
AUGCUAUCAAUCAGACAUUUGAUCUUUCUGUUUAUUCUUUUUGAAAAUUCGCUUUGUGGAAUGUCAUCGAUACCCGACGGAACUGUCACUGUGGAAUAUGGUCGUAUUUCAAAUAUGGCAAAUGAUCGUAUUCAUGUCGCUGCUGCCUUAGUUCUUGACGAUUGCGUUCGCCAAUGUGUUGAUUUUACAAGAAACUACAAUCAAUAUGUAUUCGAAGAAUGCUUCGCUUACAAUUACGAUUUCUAUAAUUCUACAUGUGAAUUGAUACAUUCAGUUGCUCGUAUGGAUUAUGUAGUCAGUUCCCAAACACGUUGGAAGACUGGUUUUAAAUAUUGA